Molecule: messenger RNA, 4036 nt
Organism: Acipenser ruthenus (sterlet)
Lineage: Eukaryota; Metazoa; Chordata; Actinopteri; Acipenseriformes; Acipenseridae
Product: syntaxin-binding protein 5-like
Exons: 29
Coding region: 509-4015 (1168 amino acids)
Biological process (GO): regulation of exocytosis; regulation of protein secretion
Cellular component (GO): SNARE complex; plasma membrane; cytoplasm
Molecular function (GO): GTPase activator activity; syntaxin binding; myosin II binding
Source: RefSeq, a predicted model, not a curated record
GGACCACACAGCCUUGUCUAUCCCUGCUGUUUCCCUCCACUCCCCUCCAGGUACAAUCAAGCAGUGCCUGACGUUAACGGUGUCCUAACAAGAAGCAAGAAACAAGCAUCUCUCAGUAGCAGCAUCACCAUCGCCUCUGCUAAACAUCCGGGUGUUCCUCUGAAUGCGCACGUUCCACUCUGCAGCUGCGUUUCCGUGUUAGUUGAGGGAAGAGUCAGGACAGAAGCAGAAACGGAGAGGGAGGCGAAGGAUUUCAUAGCAAAAUAAAUAAAUAAAUAAAUAAAUAAAUAAAUAAAGAUUCAUUGCAAAAUACUUAUUCGACGGUCAGCAAAAAGGUGACGGACGACCAUAUAUUUUGACAUGGAGCCUGCAGUUACAACACUCUCUGACAUGUGAGAUUUACAGAUACACUGUAGAAGAGCGAGUGUGCGUCUGUUUCCCCCCCACACCCCCCUUGUACGUAUUUCAUUUUUGUGGUUCAUCCUCGUCUUUGUGUUUUGGGGAAACAAUGAAGAAGUUUAACAUCAGGAAGGUGCUGGACGGCCUGUCGGCGGCUUCAUCCUCUUCUUCUCAGCCUGGAAACAGGGAGAAUGACAUCCACGAGACCCUCCAGUCCGAGCACUUCCAGCUCUGCAAGACGGUCCGUCAUGGAUUCCCCUAUCAGCCUUCCGCUAUGGCUUUUGAUCCUGUGCAGAAAAUCUUGGCCAUUGGAACCCAGAAUGGAUCUUUGAGGCUCUUUGGCCGCCCAGGGGUCGAGUGCUACUGCCAACAUGACAAUGGAGCAGCGGUGAUCCAGCUCCAGUUCCUGAUUAACGAGGGAGCCCUCGUGAGUGCCUUGGCAGACGACAGCAUUCACCUCUGGAACCUGCGGCAAAAGCGACCUGCCAUUCUUCAUUCCCUCAAAUUCAACAGAGAGAGGAUAACAUUUUGCCAUCUGCCUUUCCAGAGUAAAUGGUUGUAUGUUGGCACAGAAAGAGGAAAUAUUCACAUUGUCAAUGUGGAGUCCUUCACCCUCUCAGGCUACGUCAUUAUGUGGAAUAAAGCCAUCGAACUGUCAUCCAAGGCCCACCCAGGGUCAGUCGUCCACAUAAGUGAUAAUCCAAUAGAUGAAGGAAAGCUUCUAAUUGGGUUUGAGUCUGGAACAGUAGUUUUAUGGGACCUCAAGUCAAAGAAAGCAGACUACCGAUGCACAUACGAUGAGGCUAUCCACUCUGUUGCCUGGCAUCAUGAAGGAAAACAGUUCAUCUGUAGCCAUUCAGAUGGCACUUUGACCAUAUGGAAUGUAAGAUCCCCUGCCAAGUUUGCACAGAUAAUCACGCCACAUGGUAAGCAGCCAAAGGAUGGAAAAAAGCCGGAACCCUGCAAACCUAUCCUGAAAGUGGAAUAUAAAACAACCAGAACUGGAGAUCCAUUCAUGAUUCUAUCAGGGGGCCUGUCAUACGAUACUGUAGGAAGAAGACCAUGUUUAACAGUAAUGCAUGGAAAGAGCACUGCUGUACUAGAAAUGGAUUAUCCUAUUGUUGAUUUUCUAACACUCUGCGAAACGCCAUAUCCUAAUGAUGUUCAGGAACCGUAUGCUGUAGUGGUCCUUCUAGAAAAGGAUUUAGUAGUUAUUGAUCUUGCACAAAAUGGGUACCCUAUAUUUGAAAACCCUUAUCCUCUGAGUAUACAUGAAUCCCCUGUUACUUGCUGUGAAUACUUUGCUGACUGCCCUGUGGACCUCAUUCCUGCACUUUAUUCAGUUGGAUCAAGGCAGAAGCGGCAAGGAUACAGUAAAAAGGAAUGGCCUAUCAGUGGUGGUAACUGGGGUCUUGGCUCACAAAGCUAUCCAGAAAUAAUUAUCACUGGGCAUGCAGAUGGAUCAAUAAAAUUCUGGGAUGCCUCUGCAAUAAUGUUACAAGUACUGUACAAACUGAAGACAGCCAAGGUGUUCGAAAAAUCUCGGAACAAGGAUGAUAAGCCCAACACAGAUAUAGUAGAUGAGGACCCCUUUGCCAUUCAGAUCCUGUCCUGGUGCCCAGAGAGCAGGAUACUGUGUGUUGCUGGAGUCUCUGCCCAUGUCAUCAUCUAUAAAUUCAGCAAACAGGAAGGGACGACGGAAGUUGUACAGCUACUAGAAGUUCGGUUACAGUAUGAGCUCAAUGAUGUUGAAUCUCCGGAGGGCGAUCAGGUCCCAUCCCUACCGACCCCUGGAGCCACUUCCAACUCCCAGCCGCCCCCACCUCAGUCCCACCCCUCCACCAGCAGCAGCUCUUCCGACGGCAUUCGGGACAAUGUACCCUGCCUCAAAGUACGAAGCACUCCACUCAAACAAUCCGCAGGCUACCAGGUGGAGCUGGUUAUUCAGCUGGUCUGGGUCAGCGGGGAACCUCCACAACAAAUAACCAGUCUUGGUGUUAACUCAUCAUGUGGGCUUGUGGUUUUUGGAAAUAGUAAUGGCCUUGCAAUCAUUGACUACCUUCAGAAGACUGUUCUUAUAAACCUGGGGACACUUGAGUUAUAUGGAUCCAAUGAUCCUUAUCAAAGACAGCCAAGAUCUCCUCGCAAAACACGGCAACCAUCUGGAGGUAUGCUGACAGUGGCAUCUUGCAUGUGUGGCCUUUCUAACUUAUAUUCUGAGUCUGUGAAAAGGCUUCGCUCCUCUUAUCUAAGUCUUUGUGAUAUUAACGAGGGAUCCACAACUUCAGAAGAUCGAUGCAAAUCGCCAACUUCAGUGAAGACCAAAAACAGAAUAUUUUCCAAGACGGUAGUCUAUGAUCUAGUGGUGAUGACUAGCCAUCAAGAAUUCUACAAUGGAGGAGGUAAAGGAGGAGCAAAGAUGUCACGGAAAUUAAGCUUGCCUACUGAGCUAAAGCCAGACUUGGAUAUCAGAGACAACUCGUUCAGUCGCUCGCGCAGCUCCAGUGUGACGAGCAUCGACAAAGAGUCCCAGGAGGCCAUCACAUCGUUCCAGUUUUGUGAGACCUUCACACGGAAGACCGAUAGUACCACGGCUCCAAGCCUGUGGGUGGGCACUACCCUGGGCACAGUGCUGGUUAUUGUACUGAACCUCCCGCCUGCAGGAGAACAGAGGCUUCUCCAGCCUGUCAUCGUUUUGCCCAGUGGUACAAUGAUAAGACUUAAGGGGGCUAUUUUGAGGAUGUCCUUUCUGGACUCAACAGGAGCAUUGUAUCCUCCAGCCUGCGAGCCCUGGCGUGAGCCCAAUGCCCCCGAUGAUAAGGAUGAAAAAGACAAGUUAAGAAAACGACGGCCUGUGUCCAUAUCCCCAUCAGCCUCUCAGGAAAUCAGUGAAAACCAGUAUGCAGUGAUCUGUUCAGAAAAACAAGCCAAGGUUAUCGCACUGCCAUCCCAGAACUGCAUAUAUAAACACAAUAUCACAGAGACUUCGUUUGUUCUCCGGGCUGACAUGGUGCAAAUGAGCAACAGCAUCUGCCUUGCCUGUUUCUGUGCCAAUGGACAUAUCAUGACAUUAAGUUUGCCAAGUCUAAGACCGCUGUUGGAUGUAAAUUACCUGCCCCUGACCGAUAUGCGGAUAGCUAGAACUUUCUGCUUUACCAACAACGGGCAGGCUUUAUAUCUCGUCUCACCCACUGAGAUCCAGCGAAUAACCUACAGCCAAGACAUGUGUGAGAAUUUACAGGAGAUGUUGGGAGAGCUGUUUACACCAGUAGAAACGCCUGAGGCACCAAACAGGGGUUUCUUUAAAGGUCUCUUUGGAGGUGGAGCGCAAUCACUGGACAGAGAAGAACUUUUUGGUGAAUCAGUUGCUGGGAAGGCCUCUCGGAGUCUUGCCCAACAUAUCCCUGGCCCAGGGGGCAUCGAAGGGAUGAAGGGAGCAGCGUCUGGGGUCGUGGGGGACCUGGCCCGAGCCCGGAUAGCUCUAGAUGAGAGGGGGCAGAAACUUGGAGAGCUGGAGGAGAGGGCAGCAGCCAUGAUGGCCAGUGCUGACUCGUUCUCAAAGCACGCACACGGCAUGAUGCUGAAGUGCAAAGAUAAGAAGUGGUACCAGUUCUGAUAAAAAAAAAAAAAAACCAAA